Messenger RNA from Camellia sinensis, 1327 nucleotides. Its product is annotated as Haloacid dehalogenase-like hydrolase (HAD) superfamily protein. Gene Ontology annotation, molecular function: phosphatase activity. Gene Ontology annotation, cellular component: cytoplasm; chloroplast. The record is from RefSeq and is a predicted model, not a curated record. NCBI's taxonomy places the organism in Eukaryota, Viridiplantae, Streptophyta, Magnoliopsida, Ericales, Theaceae.
AAAAAGAAAAAGAAAAAGGAUUGUUAGGUUAUACUUACCACAAGCACUCGAGUAUUCUCUCUCCUUUUUUAAUUGCAGGAAAACUUGAGAAAAAAUGAUGGGAAGAUGCUCGAUUUCAUCAUCGGAAAAGGCACAGUUGUUCCAGACCUUGAAUGGGAUUCAACAACUUUCUCAAUCUCGUCGUUUCAAGGCAUGGUUCUUAGAUCAGUUUGGUGUUCUUCAUGAUGGGAAACAACCUUAUCCUGGUGCAAUUUCAACAUUUUGUGUAACAGUGGAAAGGCUAGCUACCAGUGGUGCCAAGAUGGUGAUAAUCAGUAAUUCCUCAAGACGUGCAUCAAUAACCAUGGAAAAGUUAAAAACCCUUGGAUUUGAUCCCUCUAUGUUUCUAGGAGCCAUCACAAGUGGGGAAUUAACUCAUCAGUACCUGCAAAGGAGAAGCGAUGAUUGGUUUGCAGCACUUGGAAGGUCCUGCAUUCACAUGACGUGGAGUGAUCGGGGUGCUAUAUCACUUGAGGGCCUAGGUUUACAAGUAGUGGAGAAUGUUGAAGAAGCUGAGUUUAUUUUGGCCCAUGGCACUGAAGCCUUGGGGCUUUCUUCUGGUACUACAUUUCCUAUGAAACUUGAAGAUCUUGAGAAAAUAUUGGAGCAGUGUGCAGCUAAAAAUAUCCCCAUGGUCGUAGCAAAUCCAGAUUUUGUGACAGUUGAGGCCAGAGCUCUACGUGUCAUGCCUGGUACAUUGGCAGCCAAAUAUGAAAAACUUGGUGGGGAAGUAAAAUGGAUGGGCAAGCCUGAUGAGAAAAUCUAUAAAUCAGCUAUGGCCAUGGCUGGUGUGGAUGUUGGUGAUUGUAUCGCUGUGGGUGACUCUCUCCACCAUGAUAUAAAGGGUGCUAAUAUAGCUGGGAUGCAAUCAGCAUUUAUAACUGGUGGAAUCCAUGCAAGUGAACUUGGACUUGGUAAUUAUGGAGAACUGGCAGAUUCAUCUUCGGUGCAGGCUCUUGCAUUGAAAUACGAUGCUCAUCCAUCGUUUGUAUUACCUGCAUUUAUGUGGUAGUCUCUUGCUUGAGAACGAAGAGAUUGGUUAAUUGGGACUGGCUUUUAAGUUUCUACUGCUGCAAAACAUAAUGAGAAAAACAGGGAUCUGCGCUGAGGUUAGAUAUACACAAAUAAUUUGAUGUCUGAAAACUGUAGUACUAUGGAGCCAACAACAUGUAUAAUUUGGCUUCUGAACUAUUCUGACAGUAACUUUUGAGCAAAAUUUUAUGUUAAAUUCGUAUAUUUUCACAAUUUGGUUAUUUGACUUAUGAACUAGCCAAUGACAUGUAUAAUU